AUGGCUCUGCCAGGCACAGAGAAAGGCAGGGGCGAGACGGAGAUGGGGGGAGAGGAGCAGGUUAGGCGCUGCCGUGCCUUGCCGUGGCUCUGCCAGGCACAGAGAAAGGCAGGGGCGAGACGGAGAUGGGGGGAGAGGAGCAGGUUAGGCGCUGCCGUGCCUUGCCGUGGCUCUGCCAGGCACAGAGAAAGGCAGGGGCGAGAUGGAGAUGGGGGGAGAGGAGCAGGCACAGAGAAAGGCAGGGGCGAGACGGAGAUGGGGGGAGAGGAGCAGGUUAGGCGCUGCUGUGCCUUGCAGUGGCUCUGCCAGGCACAGAGAAAGGCAGGGGCGAGACGGAGAUGGGGGGAGAGGAGCAGGUUAGGCGCUGCCGUGCCUUGCCGUGGCUCUGCCAGGCACAGAGAAAGGCAGGGGCGAGAUGGAGAUGGGGGGAGAGGAGCAGGUUAUUCGCUGCCGUGCCUUGCACUCUCUCUGCCAUCUCAUGUGCUCACCACUCUCUCUGCCAUCUCAUGUGCUCACCACUCUCUCUGCCAUCUCAUGUGGUCACCACUCUCUCUGCCAUCUCAUGUGCUCACCACUCUCUCUGCCAUCUCAUGUGCUCACCACUGUCUCUGCCAUCUCAUGUGCUCAUCACUCUCUCUGCCAUCUCAUGUGCUCACCACUCUCUCUGCCAUCUAA
Molecule: messenger RNA, 675 nt
Organism: Closterium sp. Naga37s-1
Lineage: Eukaryota; Viridiplantae; Streptophyta; Zygnematophyceae; Desmidiales; Closteriaceae
Source: the annotation of a GenBank genome assembly